Molecule: messenger RNA, 1238 nt
Organism: Halteromyces radiatus
Lineage: Eukaryota; Fungi; Mucoromycota; Mucoromycetes; Mucorales; Cunninghamellaceae
Exons: 4
Coding region: 35-1201 (388 amino acids)
Molecular function (GO): arylesterase activity
Source: RefSeq, a predicted model, not a curated record
UUUUUUUUCUUUUUUUCUUUUAUUUUCAAAUAUCAUGUUCAAUUCUGGAAAUCAUUUAUGGUUAUUCAUUGGUGUUUUAUCCAUUAUCGCCUAUCCUUUAUAUCAUCUUCAUGGGUUAGCUGGAAUAAAUAAAGUAAUACCAUCCGUUGGACGCGAUACCUGUGUGAAAAUAGCCUCACCUGAAAAUUUUUCCUUCUGUGAAGAUAUUGUCCUUGGUAAUGAUGGUAUAGCAUAUGCGUCUUGUGACCCUGCUCGUGCAAAAAGAAACAAGGUACUCGAUUACAAUUAUUUUACUGAAGGUGAAGUUAUUCCAUCUGGUGAUAUUUGGCAAAUCGAUUAUACAACGACUCCUCCAAAAGUCAAAAGUAUUGCUACAAAUUCUCGACCAACUGACUUUCAUCCUCUUGGCCUUGCUGUUGACCCUCAACGAAGAUUUUUAUUGGCCAUCAAUCUUCCAUUUGAAUCCGACAAAUCUUUAAUCGAAGUAUUCACCAUUCAAGAAGAUGGUAGCUUGGUUCAUCAUCAUACUAUUCAACAUGACAAUAUUUAUACUCCCAAUAGUCUUCAUCUAGUGGAUAAUUCAGAAUGGCAAGGCGCUGAUGGUACUCCUUCCUUCUUUUUCUCCAAUGACCAUUACUUUGAUACAAAAUUUCUUAAAUUGAUCGAAAAUACAGCCAUCCUCCCGAUUUCCAAUGUGAUGUUCUAUGAUGCUCGUUCCAAAAAUGCUUAUCCUGUGAUUCAUGGUCUUGCUUUUGCCAAUGGUGUCAGUGGUGACAACUCUACACUCUUUGUAUCUGAAUGCAACAAACGUCGGGUACAUCAGUAUAACCUUACAUUACGAUCCAAUGAAAAAGAUAUCAACAAGGCCGUUCACCUGGAAUAUGUUCAAAAUGUGAAUAUUGAUAUGGCGGUGGAUAAUCUGGAUUUUGAUCCUUCUACUGGAAAAUUGGUGGUCGCUGGACACCCAAAGGGUUUGGAUUUUAUGCAAUAUGCUGUAGCUCGUGACCGGUCAGAUCCUUCUAUUCCUAGAGCUGCUUCACAAGUGGUAUCAUGGACUCCUUCCCAAGGUGAAGUCAAGACUUUAUUUAGUGAUGAUGGUCAUUACUAUGCUGCUUCUACAACUGGUGCUCUAGAUGUUACUCGUCAAAAAUUACUCAUUAGUUCAUUAUAUGAUCAUGGUAUUCUAGUAUGUGACGCAUAGUUUAGUUUUAGAUACAGUACACUUCCAUUUAUCUUUC